Molecule: messenger RNA, 420 nt
Organism: Helobdella robusta
Lineage: Eukaryota; Metazoa; Annelida; Clitellata; Rhynchobdellida; Glossiphoniidae
Exons: 4
Coding region: 1-420 (139 amino acids)
Source: RefSeq, a predicted model, not a curated record
AUGUUGAGUUACAGGCGUUCUCUGUUGGCCGAGCACCGCGCACGUGCCAAAGAGGUUAUGGCGCAAUCAAAAAGUAUGCUCACUACUAUGGCCAUUGCAGGUCUAUGGCCUAAAAACAUUGCAGUCAUCGUAAAUAUUGACGACAACCACCAGCAAGACUCGGACAACAUUCAAAAUGAUGGCAUGGAUGACGAAGACGAGGACGACCUCAGCAACCUCGAUCAAAAGAACGGCAGAUGCAUCGGCGUUGUCUUAAAUGUGCUUGCUCGAAUGUGCGAUGAUAUACCAGUGACAAUGUACAAUUCAGAGAUCAAACAUAUCGGGCCUUCCUGGCCGGCCCUCCUCUCCCGUCUACUGGGCAUGCUCAGGAGAAGAGAUUGUGUGUCGUCUAGGAGGUCAAUGUGGUGCCUAGUCCGGUAG